AGAAGAACAAGUUGCUUGUCACGUGUGCUCAUGCAGUUUAGAAAGUUUGACAGCAGUUUUACAACGUCAGCUAACCUAGCUGUGUUUAGCUGUUUUCGAUCAGUCGUAUGUAAUCUAGGUUCACCCCGCUACAAUAUUUGUACGUUUGGGAGAAUAUAGGAUUUCUUCCGGUAUAGCGAACUGCUGAAAAUCGAACAUGGAAGUUGUUCAGAAACUUCUGUCGGGAUUCAAUCUUGACCUGGGACCUUUGAAAGAACCUCUGGGAUUUAUUCGGAUUCUGGAAUGGGUGUUCACCAUCUUUGCCUUUGCCACCACGGGUGGUUACUCUGGGACGACCCACAUCAGUGUGAAAUGUGGGGAUGCGGUGCUAAAGGACAUAGACGUUGGGUUCGGAUACCCAUUCAGGUUGCCUAGCUACGGCCCUUUAAAGGUGCCCACGUGUAACGGGAACGCCACGAAUGAGAUUUACCUACAGGGCGACUACUCUUCCUCGGCUGAGUUCUACGUCUGUGUCGGUGUCUUUGGCUUCCUGUACUGCACCGCCACCCUGGUUUUAUACUUGGGAUACCAGCAUGUGUACCGCGAGGGCCGCGGACCUACCUUUGACCUGUUGGUGACUGCUGCUUUUGCCUUCCUGUGGCUGGUGUCCUCCUCUGCCUGGGGGAAGGGCCUGACUGACGUGAAGUGGGCCACCAACCCAUACCACCUGGUUGAGACCUGUCAGCCCCUGUGCUCACCUGGAUACUUCCCCUCCAUGGGAAAACUCAAUGCCUCUGUGAUUUUCGGAUUUCUAAACCUCAUCCUAUGGACCGGUAACUGUUGGUUCAUCUUUAAGGAGACUCCCUUCCACAAGGACCCCAACCCACCAGCCACCAUGGAGGAGGGCGGAGUCCCCAGCUCUUAAUUGCAUAGAGCCCAAGCCAAUCGCCAAGGUGCUUUGGACCCACACUGUUUCUUAUUUAACCCUAACUAAAACCUCAAGCAAAAUGUUCCUUUUUAAUGACCCUUACAACAGAGGCCACUUUUCAAUGAUGGGCAUUAAGCUCAAGCUUCAGGGAAAGUAUUCAUGCUGUGUUUACACAGGCAGCCCAAUUCACACACACACUUUUUUUUCUCACUAAUUGGUAUUUUGACCAAUCAGAUCAGCUCUGAAAAGGAUCAGAUGUGAUUGGCCUUUUGGCCAAAUAAAAAUAAAAUAAUUUGUGUGCCUGUGUAAACACAGCCUAAGUUCCCCAACUCUAACCCUCCAACACAGCUACCCUUGGAUGUUGUUUUAAUACUCUGCAUAGAGUUGGUCAGUUAAUGCGAAUGAUUUGCUAGCUGCAGUCAACACUACCCCAAUUUACAGGUGUAAACCCUGAAAACUGAGUGACCGCAACGGUUUAAAUUGUUUUUUUCCUGUUUAUUUUUAAACAUUCUAAAAGGUGCCUUGAGUUAACUGUACAUAACAUCUAUUCAGUUACAGUGAACGUAGCUUGAGUUGAACACUUUGAAAGGAUUUGGGUAUCUGUGAUUUUCAAAAUGUCUGAUUUUGGUCGCUUCCUCUAGAGCAGGUACUUUCAAACGCAUAGACCAGGUACAAAAUGUCCCAACAGGGCUCACAGACACACUACUGUAGCUGAACUGUGAUUAAUAUGGGGAUGUUCAGUAAUGCUGCAUUGACAUCACAGGUGGCACCUUAAUUAGGGAGGACGGGCUCUUAGUAAUGGCUGGAACUGUAUCGAAAACAACAAACGCAUGGUUUCCAGGUGUUUGAUUCCAUUCACUCCUUUCCCGGCCAUUUGUUAUGAGCCGUCCUCCCUUCAGCAGCCUCCUGUGGUUCAAAUACACUAAUUGUCUGACCGUCAGUCCCCUCGUUUACCAUGAAUCUAAUAAAGGAGAUGAGGUCGACGGUAAUGUUGAAAUCCAGUAAUCAGUCAUUCCAAUAUUCCACUACUACAUUUUUUGAAACAUGGAUGUUGCAUUUCUGUCAUGUUCUGAAAGCCUACUGCUUUGGUGCACUAAACUCGUCAGUUGUUAGCUACUUGACCCCACAAUCGCUCCUGAUGUUCAAUGCGUUCCUCUUUGAAAUGGAUGGUUUUUUUUUUUGUUUUAGUUUUGUUAUUCUAAAUUAUUUUGUCACAUGCUUCAUAACCACCCGGUGUGGGCUAACCUUGAAAUGCUUACUUGUGGAUGAACAUAUGAACAGUGCCUUGGUUAUUUAUACUAACUAUAGCAGUAACCAACUAAUAUGGACUACAUUCAAUUUGAGGACACAUUUCUAGUAACUGCUGUCAAUAUUUUAGUUAUUCAAACUGUCAGUGCCUAUAUUUCACCGCAGUGCUGGUUGGUGUAUUGUUUACUCAAUGAAGCCAAACUUUUUAAAGUAUUAUGUAAAGUUGUGACAUUGAAACAAUUAAAACACUAAGUUCCCUCAGUAUUUGACUCUUUUCAAAAUGUUUGAACUAGAGCUGGGACGAUAAACCAGAAAAUGAUCGACACUGACCACUUAUUGCAGGCAUUUUGCAGAUAACAUUCAGUACGAUAAGUAGACUAUACUACAGAAAUGUAAAGUUUGAAAUGAAAUAAGUUUGCUAACAUGGGUGGAUUGUUAUAGCUAUUAAUUGACCCAUAAAAAAAGCUUAGUAGUAGUUUAAAGGGUGAUUUUUAAACUUGUUAUAAAAUUAUAGUUCUAUUUAUUAUUUCAUCCAUAUCGCGAUAAACUGCCUGAAUUGAUUUCUGUCUGACGCCCAGCUCUAGUUUGAGCAGGAAAAGACAACUUUUGAUUGAUGUCAUUUAAAAAAAAAAAAUACAUUAAUUGGUCAAUUCACAAUAAGCCCUUUAAUGGCUUCUGUGUGUUUAGAAAAUAUCUAUAACUUAUCUCCCUGAGUAAGUUUUAUGCCUUUGGUUGUCAUUUUGUUUUUUCUGUUUUGUCACACCACUGGGCAAGCUACAGACUAUCAUUGAAGAAUGGUAAAUGGUGCUGCCAUGUAACACAAAUGGCAACAUGUAGGUGCCAAAAUGAAUGAAUCCUUUGGUAUUUCUUGUUGCUUGUUUUUUUUUUCUCACUCAUUUACAUUUUAAUUUAGCCAAUGAUUGCAGUUGAUGGGUGUGUGGAGAUGGCCUACGUCUGUCACACUCCCAUGGGAAAUUAAUGGAACUUAUUGAUUUACUAUUUAUUUUAAAAAAAAAUUGCUUUGCACUAAUUAUUUUGUAAGUAAUGUCAUUUUGACAUCCUGUUCCUUACGAGUGUUGGGAUUUGAGGGAUAUGCAGACAUUGCCAUCCACACAGCUGGUUGUACAGCCUUGGCCGCUGUAGUGAUUUACAAAGCGAAGGCUUGAGUCAGUCAUGAAAGGACACUGAUCUCUUAGAUUAUUUGUGCCAUUUUUUAUUUGAAUAUAAAUAAUCUAGCUAUUUAGGAUAUAAAUCAGGCUUGUAGGCCUUUAUUUGAUUGGAUUUCUAAAAUGUGACUUGUUUGUACAAAAGAAACAUGUCAAUAGUGAGGAUGUAUAGACAAUGCAUUAAAGGACGAGAGCUGCAACAACUGCUGUACAGAUGUUUGUUCACUCUGCUCGGACUGUAAUGUUACCAGUUAAUUAAGACUACAGUUAAUGUUGUAGCCACAAGAUGGUACUAUUGUAUUUCAUAUAACUAUGGCUGCAAAGUAAUUGUAACAAUGUUUUUUGGGGGCACAAGGGUACUGUUUCCUUCAUAUGACUAGAAGGCACAAUUUCAUGCUCAGUCCCAACCAUAAACCCUUUUGUAUCUACAUCUAAACUAAACAAAAAGUUGUGCAAGUGUAUGAGGUAGGUUGACCAGCAAAAUAAAGUUCUGAACCGGUUGGAACCAGAAA
Oncorhynchus kisutch (coho salmon) is the source of this 3833-nucleotide messenger RNA. RefSeq names its product synaptophysin-like protein 1. The record is from RefSeq and is a predicted model, not a curated record. Gene Ontology annotation, cellular component: synaptic vesicle; synaptic vesicle membrane. Bases 197 to 904 code for a protein of 235 amino acids. The transcript has 6 exons. NCBI's taxonomy places the organism in Eukaryota, Metazoa, Chordata, Actinopteri, Salmoniformes, Salmonidae.